Molecule: messenger RNA, 1052 nt
Organism: Rhodofomes roseus
Lineage: Eukaryota; Fungi; Basidiomycota; Agaricomycetes; Polyporales; Fomitopsidaceae
Product: cytochrome P450
Exons: 7
Coding region: 110-925 (271 amino acids)
Molecular function (GO): oxidoreductase activity, acting on paired donors, with incorporation or reduction of molecular oxygen; heme binding; monooxygenase activity
Source: RefSeq, a predicted model, not a curated record
AAUCUUAUCGGUCGAAAUAUUCUAGGAAGAUUAAUACCUCUUUCUCGAUCUUUCGUUCGAAGGAUCAAAAGUUUCACGCAGUGUCUGCAGACGGAUUGCCGCGAUCAUCAUGCGCGUCACGCACGGAUACACCGUUAAAGGCGCAGACGACCCGAUGCUCACUAUACAGUUGGCGGCUAUGGAUAACUUCACCUCAGCAAGCGAUGUUGGUUCGUGGUUAGUGGACUUCAUUCCCCAAUUGCAACACUUGCCACGUUGGAUGCCUGGGGCGUCGUUCCUGAAACUCGCGGAUGAGUUCAAACAGCUGGAACGCCGUUCAGUGAGGACGCCGUACUUAUGGUGCAAGGAGCGCAUUCAAGAAGGAACCGAGGACCCUGGAUGUCUGGUUGCCACCGCAAUCAGGCAAUUCGAAGCCAAAUCGAAUGAGCAAGACGAAGCGGAGCUCCCUUGGGCUGCGUCAUCGGGGCUCGGAGGCGGGUUGGAUACGAACAUGUCCACAAUCUUCACAUUCAUUCUCGCCAUGUUGCACUAUCCGCACGUACAAACUAAAGCUCAGGCAGAGAUUGACGGUGUGGUUGGCAAUGAGCGACUUCCGUCGAUUACAGACAGGCCGUCAUUGCCAUACGUGAGAAGCGUGAUAGCAGAGGUCUAUCGUUGGUUUCCGGCAGCCCCGCAAGCCAUCCCUCAUGCACUGCGGCAAGAAGACGUGUACAAGGGCUAUCUACUCCCCAAGUCCUCGAUCAUCAUUCCCAAUAUCUGGGGCAUGCUACACGAUCCAAGUGCUUUCCCACAACCGGAGAAGUUCGAGCCUGAGCGAUUUGGCUAUAGCGACGGCGAGAUGCGGAAGGUGACAGACCUACUCUUUGGCUUUGGACGCCGGUUUGCCCCGGGUCGCACUUUGCGGAGGGGUCCAUUUUCGCGGUGAUUUCGACCAUACUUGCGACCUGUAAUGUCGUGCCCAAGAUUGACAAGCACGGGAAUCCUAUAAUACCGGGGAUUGACUAUACGAGUGGCAUGAUAAUAUUCCCUAAGAACCUUGAGUGCGAUAUCAA